CCUGAUGCCACCAUGCCAGUCUCUCCCAGUGUUUGGCGUGCCAGGAUCGGCACGUACAUGCGCCGUAAGCAGAAAGUAUAUGACUACUUCUACUACCUGAGGAGGUAUGUUUAUGGUCUCAAAUUAAUUGAAAAGGCGAAGAAAGCAGCUGAACACUCAAAAGAAAAUGACAAUAGCAAUUGCCACCACUCAUCUUCUAACAGCUCUUCAACUGGUGAAAAUGGUAAAUCUAGAAACUCAUCAUGUCGACAACAUCCGCCUUCUGACAGUGUAAACCUGAAACCAGCCGAAACUGAAUCACCGGGUGACCGUGACGUCAAUAGUAAGGAAGUUGAAGCAAGUUCUCAGACUGGUUACGUCGGGGGCAAUGGUCCUUCUUGUCACACCAAAAGCCCCGAUCACAUCGCUCAGGAUGGGUCUAAGUGUGCUGAUGGUCGUACACUUGCAACACAUCCAACAAGUUCAACCGAGAUGAGAUCCACUCCUGUCCCAAAUCCUUCUGACACCAAACCUACCAAGCCAUGUGACCUAGACGAGUUGGACCUGAGAUACAUAACCAUUCAUCGCGAAUCACAUGCUAACCUCCACAAUUCAACUCAAAUACGUGAACAAGACCAAGGUGGUGGCACAUCGGAGGUAUACUCACAGGUAGCUACACACAUCGCUGGCCAUCAAGAUGGCGACAAACAGGACAAGGAGAUAUCGAACCCUUUAACCUCUGAGAUAGAUAUCCAAUCUUUACCUGUUUCUCAACUGGAUAAAUCUAACAACGCUGAACACACAUUGUGCACGAGGGAGAUCGCAGAGCUUUGUGGAGCACCAAUAUCUUCAGUCAGUAGAUCACGUUCACCUAGCAGUGGAUCAGAUGAAACACAAAUGAAUUCAUUCUCUUCUGGUAUGACCAACGUGCUCCUCCUGAGGUCCGGUGACGUGGAGAAAAAUCCUGGUCCAAAUACCCACCCUGGAAAUCUAACUGAGUUCGAACUCCAUCUCCUUGCUGACGGCAUGGAUCCAUUAGACUUCAGGAAGGUUGGACUAGCUCUAGGAUUCACUGAGGCUCAACUAAGUCGAUUCAAGGAAGACAACAUUGGCAACAUAAUGCAAGCUAUCUAUAAGAUGCUGUGUGAAUGGCUGAAGACAGUCAAACAAGUUGAAGCGAGGGAGAUACUGUCCAACAAGUUAAAAGACAUCAAUAUGGUACAGCUUGCCGACAGUGUACAGAAAGGUAAGGCCGGAGAUCACAUACCAUCAAUGACGGAAGAUGAAUUCCAACGGGUCAUCAUAGAGGUCAAGAAAUAUUCUGCCAUUCACCACUGUCAAAUUCAAGCCGAUCCACUGAACAGCCGACUUAUACUUGAAUUUAAACGGAUUUUCACAAAUCUGACGUUGAUGGAAGAAGAUAAGGGAACUGAGCAUAAGACGCCGCUACUCUACGAGGACCUCCUCAAUACCAAGGUAAACGGAGUCUUUCCUCAACGGUUGCUGGUUGAAGGUGAAGGUGGUGUGGGGAAGACAACUCUCUGUGCAAAGAUCGUUUGGGACUGGAUUCAUGGAGCAGGAUAUCAAGAUUUCAAACUGGUACUUCUCGUCCUCCUUCGUGAAGUAAAGGAUAAGACUAUUGGAGAGAUUAUAAAGUCCUACCUCCCAGACGAUAAUAUGGUUACAGCCAUGCAGCUAAACAAGUAUGUCUUUUCCCAUCAGAAAGACGUCCUUCUCGCUCUGGACGGUUUUGACGAGUUGGCUGGUGAUCUGGAUAGCUGUUAUCAAAUCACCCUAAUCAUCCUGAAUCGGGUGUUCAAGUCAGGAAAAGUACUAAUCACAUCAAGACGAUGGAGAUCAGAUGAGAUACGGAACAUAACUGAGCUUAGAAAGCUGUAUGCAUUCAUUGCCGUGGAAGGUUUCUCUGAUGAAAAUCUCUCUUCCUACGUCACCAAGUUCUUCCAUCCAGACACAACUUCGGCUGAAGAUUUGAAUCGAUUUAUAUCAAAUAAUGAUGUGAUCAGAGAGAACAUGGCUCCUUACCCCAUAUAUACAGCUAUGCUGUGUAUCAUGUGGAAAGAAUUCGAUGGAGAACGUCGCAUAGCAAUGUCGAAGUUACAAACAUUUUCUCAGCUGAUUGAUGAGAUGGUCCAAUUCUUGGUCGAUCAUUAUCUCUCAAAGCUCGGUCUGACGUCAAGAGACGAGGAAUGGCAUGUUCAGCGUGCAGAAAUACUUCUCCAUCUAUCAAAAAUCGGUUGUCUUGCCUUCCAGGGGCUAAUGGAAAGACGAUUGGUGUUCACCGAACAAGAGUUCAAGAGCUGGCCAGGGUGUGUCAACGCAGGUUGUCAAGUUGGAGUACUCACUAAACAAGCACCGAUCAUUCAGAGGAGACAACAAAGGUACCAUGCACAUCCCACAGACUCAUCUUUGCAGUUCCCCCAUAAGCUGUUUCAGGAGUAUCUAUCAGGAAUGUAUCUGGCAUCUCUUCACAACUCAAACAGAAGGGAGUACGACAGGUUGAUGAAGGCUAUUAUGAACAACAUCUGGGAAUUCAAGGAGCUUCUGUACUUCACCUCGGCCCAGCAGAAGGAGGUCGGACUGGAUAUCGUGUCUCAUCCCAAAGCAUCAAGCGAGGGAGACUUCAUUGUUGACGUAGCAUAUGAGAGUCAAGACCAAACAGUGUGCAAAGCUGUAGCAGAUCAUCUAUCAACUUCAUCCAGCAACACAUUUGUGAUCAACGAGUGGAUGAAGGCGCACACGGUAUCAGGGCAUAUCUUCAUCAUGAAUCAUCGUAAAGUGGAAAAACUGGUAAUUAAAAAGCCAUGUGGACGGACUGCUUCAGAGGACCUGGCUGAAUUCAUGUGCUCCUCAAACACCCUGAGAUCUGUGACGAUCCAUAUGCCUAAAAGCAGAGCGGAUGCACACAUGCAUGAUGUGUUCUACUCGGUGCUUGCUCGAAACGCCACUGAUACAAAGAUUGAGCGUCUUGAUAUCAAUUACAUUGAUCUCAGUCAACGUCAGUCUGCAUCACGUGAUCUGGCUCAGUUCAUUUGUAAGAUGCCUCAUCUCAGGGAACUUAUUCUUGGUUCUUAUGAAAACAGUCCGAAAUUUCAUGACGAGUUCUAUUCAACAUUAUCAUCCUUGGCAUCGUCUGCAAAGAUUGAGACUAUUCAUCACCAUGAGAAUCUCAGUGAAAGUCCGUCUGCAUCACGUGAUUUCGCUCAGUUCAUCUGUAAGAUGAAUCAUCUGAAGAACCUCACACUCUACGGUCAGUAUCAUGAUGACUUCUACUCAACAGCAUCGUCGAUGACAUCAACUACAAAGAUUGAGAUUCUUGAUCUCAGAGAGAAUCUCAGUGAACGUCCAUCUGCAUCACGUGAUUUCGCUCAGUUCAUCUGUAAGAUGAAUCAUCUGAAGAACCUCAAACUCUACAGUCAGUAUCAUGAUGACUUCUAUUCAACAGCAUCGUCAAUGGCAUCAACUGCAAAGAUUGAGAUUCUUCAUCACAAUGAUGAUCUCCGUCAACGUCCGUCUGCAUCACGUGAUCUCGCUCAGUUCAUCUGUAAGAUAAAUCAUCUGAAGAACCUCACACUCGACGGUUAUUAUCAUGAUGACUUCUACUCAACAGCAUCGUCGAUGGCAUCAACUACAAAGAUUGAGACUCUUCACCACAAUGAUGAUCUCAGUGAACGUCCGUCUGCAUUACGUGAUCUAGCUCAGUUCAUCUGUAAGAUGAAUCAUCUGAAGAACCUCACACUCGACGGUUAUUAUCAUGAUGACUUCUACUCAACAGCAGCGUCGAUGGCAUCAACUGCGAAGAUUGAGCGUCUUGAUAUCGAACGUGUUGGUCUCAGUCAACGUCAGCCUUCAUCACGUGAUCUGGCUCAGUUCAUUUGUAAGAUGCCUCAUCUCAGGGAACUUCGUCUCGGUGGUGGAUACUACAGUCUCUCAUCUCAUGACGAGUUCUUUUCAACGUUAUCAUCCUUAGCAUCGUCUGCAAAGAUUGAGAUUCUAGAUCUCAGAGAGAAUCUCAGUGAACGUCCAUCUGCAUCACGUGAUUUCGCUCAGUUCAUCUGUAAGAUGAAUCAUAUGAAGAACCUCAAACUCUACAGUCAGUAUCAUGAUGACUUCUACUCAACAGCAUCGUCAAUGGCAUCAACUACAAAGAUUGAGACUCUUCACCACAAUGAUGAUCUCAGUGAACGUCCGUCUGCAUCACAUGAUCUCGCUCAGUUCAUCUGUAAGAUGAAUCAUCUGAAGGACCUCACACUCUACGGUCAGUAUCAUGAUGACUUCUACUCAACAGCAUCGUCGAUGGCAUCAACUACAAAGAUUGAGACUCUUCACCUCGAGGAUUAUCUCAGUCCGUCUGCAUCACGUGAUCUCGCUCAGUUCAUCUGUAAGAUGAAUCAUCUGAAGGACCUCACACUCUACGGUCAGUAUCAUGAUGACUUCUACUCAACAGCAUCGUCGAUGGCAUCAACUACAAAGAUUGAGAUUCUUCAUCACAAUGAUGAUCUCAGUGAACGUCCGUCUGCAUCACGUGAUCUCGCUCAGUUCAUCUGUAAGAUGAAUUAUCUGAAGACCCUUAAACUCGACGGUCUGUAUCAUGAUGACUUCUACUCAACAUCAUCGUCGAUGGCAUCAACUGCGAAGAUUGAGCUGCUUGAUAUCACACGUGUUGGUCUCAGUCAACGUCAGCCUGCAUCACGUGAUCUGGCUCAGUUCUUUUGUAAGAUGCCUCAUCUCAGGGAACUUCGUCUCGGUGAUCUAUACUACAGUUCCUCAUUUCAUGACGAGUUCUAUUCAACGUUAUCAUCCUUAGCAUCGUGUGCAAAGAUUGAGACUCUUCACCACGAGGAUUGUCUCACUCAACGUCCGUCUGCAUCACGUGAUCUCGCUCAGUUCAUCUGUAAGAUGAAUCAUCUGAAGAACCUCACACUCUACAGUCAGUAUCAUGAUGACUUCUACUCAACAUCAUCAUCGAUGGCAUUAAGUACAAAGGAUGAAUGCAACACGAGCUCAAAUGUGACUGAUCUGACCAUCACUAAUAUGACACUAGACGGAUGGCAGGAUUGUGGAUCGAUGUUUGACAAUGUGAAGAGGAUCACCAUACAGGUAUUGGACACGAUCAGAUGUGACGUCAUCCAGAGGAUCCAUCUACCAGCAGUGACAGAGCUCACCGUUCAAACACAUGAGCAUCUCAACAUAGGUAACGACAAGACCGAACGCAUCAUUCAAGCUUUCAGAUCAAUACCCGAUCUCAAACAUCUGAGGAUUCUAAGAUUCAUACGAUGUGGGACCGAUGAGAGAUUAGAUCGUUCUAGUAUUGAUUCCGAUGAUGAACACAAUAUAACGGUGGAGAUGGUACAUGGCAAGCGAGUUGGUAAUCUCUUUUGAAGAUGGAGUUGCGGCAUCAAGGUCAAGAAGAAUCAGAAGAUCAUAACAUUUAAACAUGUUAUGCUAGCCAGCAAGAAGCCAAGAGUUAAUUCAUUUAGAAGUACCAUAAUUGGAACAGUUUUACUGAUAAAAGAAGCUCCCACACCUCAACCAUUUGUUAAUGCGUCGGUUGAAUCAUGGACGUGCAUGUAUUACAGAUGGACAUUCAACGCUCCAUCGAACGAGAUCCACCGCCACAUGAUUUUGUGCAUCUUAAUGAUAAUAUAUAUGUGUUCUGUCAAUAGCUAGUACCAAGGCGUAUCUGAUUAUAUUUACAAAGACACAGCUUUCCUGGUUUUGGUUUUUGAUGCCCUGUGUUAGAGACUGCUUUUUAACAUGCUUUAGAUUUGAAGCAGCAAAAUUAAGCAGACGAUUUUUAUCAAGAAAAUCUUUUAUCCGCACACUUCUGCACGCACACAAUGAUCUCAAUAAAAUUAAUUGAUAAACGCUCUGUACAUGAUAUGAGCCGUGCGUGUCUUGAAUAUUGGUAGGGAAAUUUGAAGAAAAAAAAUGUACAUAUAAGGCAAUCAAUCACAAUAUUGCCCCUAUCUUAAAAUAUGCAUAAUUUUCCAAAAUAAAUCACAUGUAACUGAGAUUUCCAAAGGUAAACCAGAACUGCACAUCGAUUUUCUAGGAUUUAAGUGAUUCAUCAAUUUCUGCACAUGCAGUUUGUGCAGUAUCAAUGUGUUAUCACGAACUGCUUCUUUCACCCCAAAGCCUAAUUGACGGCGGAACACGGUAGGAUGGAAGUAGAAAAAAAAAUAUGAAGAGGAUUAUAUUCAGAGCAGUAUCCAUCUGUAAUAGGUACAUGGUUAAAUGUACCUAUCCGUGAUGUAUUAAAUGUACCUACACUUAUCCGUGACCCUGCAUAAUACUGGGGAUAUUUUAAAUGCACAACGGAUCAAAGAGAGGGCGUUAUAGAAAAAAUAAAAAAUAUUAUGGUCAAUUUAUAUAGCGCAGCUACUAUAAUUGCAUAUGCUCUACCGCGUUUGAUACUUGGUAUCAUAUUAUUACCCCUGCUCUAGCUGAGCCGCCAUAUAGGCACUAAAGCAUUAAAGGAACCUACUAGGUACCCAUUUACCUUAACCGGGUCGAAUGCAGCACAAUAUGGAUAAAUUCAUUGCUUAAGGAAAAGUUUGUGCAGUAUCAAUGUGUUAUCACAAAUUGCUUCUUUCACCCCAUAGCCUAAUUGACGGCGGAACACGGUAGGAUGAAAGUAGAAAAAAAAUAUGAAGAGGAUUAUAUUCAGAGCAGUAUCCAUCUGUAAUAGGUACAUGGUUAAAUGAUCAACUUGUCCGUGACAUGGGCCGCGGAACGAUUUUGAAAGUGGUGGGGAGGGGGCUAUGGCACGCCCAUAGGGAAACAAUUAUAUAUAUAUUUCACUUGAAAAAAAUAUGUUUUUCUUCUACUAAACCAUUUCACUCAAAGAAAUUUAUAUUUCACUUUUCAAAAAAAUAUAUUUCACUUUUAUAAAAAAAAUAUAUUUCACUUUUCAAAAAAAUAUAUUUCACUUUUCAAAAAAAAUAUAUUUCACUUUUCAAAAAAAAUGUAUUUCACUUUUCAAAAAAAUAUAUUUCACUUUUCAAAAAAAUAUAUUUCACUUUUCAAAAAAAUAUAUAUUUCACUUUUCAAAAAAAUAUAUUUCACUUUUCAAAAAAAUAUAUUUCACUGUUCAAAAAAAAAUAUAUUUCACUUUUCAAAAAAAAUAUAUUUCACUUUUCAAAAAAAUAUAUUUCACUUUUCAAAAAAAUAUAUUUCACUGUUAAAAAAAAAUCUAUUUCACUUUUC
Messenger RNA from Lytechinus pictus (painted urchin), 7206 nucleotides. RefSeq lists its product as uncharacterized. Gene Ontology annotation, biological process: signal transduction. The record is from RefSeq and is a predicted model, not a curated record. Gene Ontology annotation, molecular function: protein binding. Bases 13 to 5379 code for a protein of 1788 amino acids. The transcript is spliced from 21 exons. Lineage: Eukaryota; Metazoa; Echinodermata; Echinoidea; Temnopleuroida; Toxopneustidae.